Messenger RNA from Polistes canadensis, 3301 nucleotides. It is a transcript of the gene TrpRS, whose product is annotated as tryptophan--tRNA ligase, cytoplasmic. Gene Ontology annotation, cellular component: cytoplasm. Lineage: Eukaryota; Metazoa; Arthropoda; Insecta; Hymenoptera; Vespidae. Gene Ontology annotation, molecular function: tryptophan-tRNA ligase activity; ATP binding. The coding region runs from base 439 to 1668 and encodes 409 amino acids. The transcript is spliced from 4 exons. Gene Ontology annotation, biological process: tryptophanyl-tRNA aminoacylation. The record is from RefSeq and is a predicted model, not a curated record.
UUGAACUAUUGGCUUGGCAAGAAAGUAAUCUCGGUUUGCACCAGUAGUUUGCGUUAUGUUUGUUUCGUUAUUCUUUUAUCAAUGCUAGAAUUUUUUUCUUUUAAGAUUUGGCAGUCGAUAUCUUUAGGUCGCUAUAAAAACCAAUUUCGUGUAAUUUUGUUUACAACUGUCAGUUUACUUUUUUAUUUUCAUAAAGGCAAGUAAGCGGUGGAGGCUCACAAAAAGAUAUGUGAAGUUUAUGGUGUUGAUUGUUUAAUAGAACGCACUUGUCAGAAUUGGUUUAAAAAAUUUCGUUCUGGAGUACAAAACUUGUUAAAUGAAGUUACUGGUUGGUGUGACAGCUGUGCUGAGUGUACUUUUUUAACAACGUGUUAUCUGUGCACAUGCCUCAUUUCAAAUACAUUUACCGUGUAAAGUAUUAAUUAAUUUUAAUUGACAAUGACUACAGAAAUUGUAGAAAUCGAAGCACUUUCCAUAAAUGGAACUGGCGACGAAGAAGAUGUUGUAACACCGUGGAAUGUUACAAGCAAAAAUGACACCGGAAUUGAUUAUGAUAAAUUAAUAAAAAAAUUUGGAAGUUCCAAGAUAGACGAUGAAUUAAUAAAUAGAUUCGAAAAGAUUACGCAAAAAAGGCCUCAUCAUUUUCUAAGGAGAGGAAUAUUUUUUUCGCAUCGUGAUAUGCAUACUAUAUUAAACCUUUACGAACAAGGAAAACCAUUUUAUCUUUAUACGGGUAGAGGUCCUAGUUCAGAUUCUAUGCAUAUAGGACAUUUGAUACCGUUUAUGUUUUGUAAGUGGUUACAAGAUGUCUUUGAUGUUCCUUUGGUGAUUCAGUUGACGGAUGAUGAAAAAGCUAUAUGGAAAAACAUUGAUAUAGAAAGCGCUAUUAAGUUAGCACAUAACAAUGCGAAAGAUAUUAUUGCUUGUGGCUUUAAUUUAGCUAAAACAUUUAUCUUUUCUAAUUUAGAACACAUUGGAAAUAACCCAGCAUUUUAUCAAAAUAUGAUAAGGAUACAACGAUGUGUUACGUAUAAUCAAGUGAAGGGUAUUUUUGGUUUCGGUGACAGUGAUCCUAUUGGAAAGAUCGCAUUUCCACCAACGCAGGCUGCGCCGGCAAUCUCUGGAACAUUUCCUUUUAUUUUUCGAAAUAAAAAGGUUCCUUGUUUAAUACCAUGCGCUAUAGAUCAAGAUCCAUAUUUUCGGAUGACAAGAGAUGUAACGCCUAAAAUUGGAUAUCCAAAACCGGCUCUGUUACACUCCACUUUCUUUCCAGCAUUGCAAGGCUCUAAAACAAAAAUGUCUGCAAGCGAUAAUCUUACAGCAGUAUUUUUAACGGAUACACCUAAGCAAAUUAAGAAUAAAAUUAAUAAGUAUGCAUUUUCUGGUGGACAAGCCACUGUAGAAGAACACAGGCGAUUAGGUGGAAACUGUGAAGUAGAUGUCUCCUAUCAAUGGUUACGAUUUUUCUUAGAAGAUGAUGAAAAAUUAAAGAAGAUCAGAGAAGGUUAUACCAGUGGACAAAUUCUAUCAGGAGAAAUCAAGAAAGAGUUAAUCGAAGUCUUACAACCUCUUGUUGCUAAACAUCAAGAAGCCAGAAGUAAAAUAACGGAUGAUAUCUUAAAGGAAUUUAUGAAACCGCGAGAGUUAGGUUUUAUAAGUAAAUCAUAGUUAUUAUACAAUCAGCAUUUCGUACAAAACGUCCUUGUUUGCAAGCUGAAUUGAACUAUUGCUAAUUUUAAGUUAAUUUAUCGUUAAGCAGCACACGUUUAGGAGUCUUAACACAGGUAUUCAGGCCUUAAGGAAGUAAUUUACGAUGUUAAUAAAAUUAAUUUAAUUUUUCAAUUAUUUCCACGUUUCUCUGUAAAACCCAUGUCGUGAAUCUCUUCCUCUACUAUAAAUAUAAUUAUGUAGCUUUAAUAUAUAAAUAUAAAUCGCGAGAAAUGAUUAGAAUUUGGUAAAAAGUAAAUAAUAUAAAAUGACAAUUGAUAAAAUACUAAAAUUACUAGUAACGAAAUAUAACAUAUGUGUUUCAUUUUAUGAAACGUUUGAAGUAUAGCUAUGAUUGAAAAUGUAGUAGUACGCAAAACUUUCAUCCUUCCGUUAGCAAACGAUUCGUCCAAGAAGCUUUUCAAUUGGAUGGACUCAGCCGCAAGAAAACAUUUUGGUGGUACGAGGAAAGGUUCCUAUGAGCAUGUGGAUCAAGUAAAGUCGGCGAUGUGAAGAUAUCUCAACGGAAAUUGGAAGAUAUAGUGCGUUGGUGUCGGGUGGACGGAAAAAGUAGGAUUGGAGGAUGGAGUAGAAGAAGAAAAAGAAGUAAAAGGAAAGAAAAAGAAAGAGAGAGAAAAAGGGAGGGAAGGAAGAAGAGAAGGGGUGUAGAAAUGCAAAUGGGAAGUCCAGUGUUUCCAGCACUCUUUGAAAAUUGCGUAGCAGAGCCAGAAUUUUAUAUCAAACAGUUCAAUGUUCGCCGAGUAACCAGAGCCAAUUUUGCCCGAUAGUUAUUUUCCGUGCCAACCCUUUUUCAAAGCUUUAUGUUGAUAUUAUUCCUAGACUUUUGGAUAAUAACGAACUCAUCCAGGAUUAUUUAUAUUGAAAGGAUUAUAUACCGAUUGAAUGUGUAAGAAAUCGAAUAAUAAUAGAGUAUUCCUCAUAUAUAUUUAUGUAUCUAUUACAUAUUUAUAUACUAUAUAUAUCUGUGGGCGUUGAAGAUACAUCGAAUAGCUUUUUUUUUGUUCUUUGUUUAUUCUAUAAAGAUGAAUAAAUAUUUAUAUCUUUUUUAUCGAAAAAAGCGGGGUGAGAGGUUGAAAAAAAAACGAAUUUUGUAAUAACGUUGCGACCGAAGGCCAGCAAGUGACAGAGAAACAAUGGCUAAAAAGAUCUCGCAAUAAAGUCAUCCCGGACUAUCUUUAUUACUUGCAAAGAGUAGAUCCCUCGCUAAAGAUUUAACGGAUAAUCUUUAUUAUAUGAGUUUGCUUUGAUACUAUGUAUAUUUAUAUAUAUAUAUAUACAUAUGUGUCACAAGGGACUGUGUGAAAGUACUUAAAUAAAAUUGUUCUUUUUUUUCUUUAGCACAUCGUUCUACUCGUUAUUUUUUUUUUUUGUAAAAAUGCGAGUAUACAUAUAUGAACCGUUCACAGGGCCAAGUGGAUUAACUCCGGCUUAAAUAUUUUUUGUUUAGUAUGGAAGCACUUUAUUGAUGCUUUGCUCUUUAGAUUUAAAAUAAAUUUCCUUAAUAAUUAUACUUAAUGUUAUAAAAUGACAACAAAUUUUAUGAUCUUUGAGUAAUAAAUGAUAUAAUAAUGAA